Molecule: messenger RNA, 4063 nt
Organism: Xiphophorus maculatus (southern platyfish)
Lineage: Eukaryota; Metazoa; Chordata; Actinopteri; Cyprinodontiformes; Poeciliidae
Gene: rtn4
Product: reticulon 4
Exons: 9
Coding region: 214-3366 (1050 amino acids)
Biological process (GO): neuron differentiation; brain development; endoplasmic reticulum tubular network formation
Cellular component (GO): neuron projection; postsynaptic density
Source: RefSeq, a predicted model, not a curated record
CUCGGUUUCGCCAUCUGAGGCUCGGGUUCGACGCCGUGGGGCUGCUGUGUGGCGUGGCGCACUUGGGCUCGGUUCGGACAGAAAGAGGAGCGGACCGAAGCGGUUCCGUCGCUUUUCCCGACCGUAGUUCGCUUCAGGGGGUAAUUAGAGCGGAAAACUACCGGAACUGGAACUUUUUCCACUGUGUGAGAAACUUUUUUCAGAGCCAGAAACAUGGCAGACAGCGAGGAGGUCUCUUCCAGCACCCCCCUGUUCAGCGAGGGCCACCAUUACCAGCCCGAACCGGAACCAGAACCCCAGCUGGACCAAAGGCCCGGCGAGGAACGGUUCAAUCCCGAUGACAUCGUGGACCUGGUCGGCGGGGCUCAGGACGCCCUGGAGCGGCACCGGGCUGAGGAGGAGAGCGGGCUGCAGGAGCCUACUGUGACCUCCACCCGACCAGAACCUGUCCGGGAGCCAGAACCAGAACCAGUCCGGGAGCCAGAAACAGAACCUGAACCAGUCCGGGAACCAGAACCAGAACCUGUCUGGGAACCAGAACCUCAAACUGUCCGGGAACCAGAACCAGAACCUGUACAAGUUUAUGAGCCAGAACCGGUACCAAUCAGAGAACCACAACCUGAGACAGUGUUUCUACAGGAAAAUAUGCCAGAACCUUUUAAGGAACCAGAACCAAUGCUGCUGCAGAAAAGUGUUCCGAAACCGGAACCAAUAAAGGAACCAGAACCAGAACCCCAGGCCCCGAAGGAGGUCGUGGCCCCCGGAGCCGAGGCGGGGAUCCCCGGCCCGGCCCCCCCGGCUGAGCCUCCUGCCCCGCAGAGCGACGCCCUCCUCGCGGCUGCAGCCCGGGAAGCAGCGCCAUCCCCGGCAGAGGCAGCAGCGCAGCCCGCGGUGACACAGGAACCACUGGCUCCGGCUUCGUAUGCAUCUUCUCCUGCUAAAGCUCAGCCUCUUCUUCUGAUGCAGCUCCCUACAGAACUUGGGCAGAAGGGUGACUCCCCUGCACCCAUCUCUCCUAUCUCCCCUCUCCACUCACCCGACUCUCUGGAAGAGCUUUCUCUGACCGAGAGUCCCAACCAGCCCCCUGCCCCAGGAUCUGCUGCACCCCUGGGCUCCUUCUCCAUCACACCCCCCACUAUUCUCUCCAAGAAUAUGCCUUGGGAUGGCGAAGAAGGCGACUCUGGACCCGGACGUGGUAAAACCAAGGAAGACCUUCUAGAUUCCCUAGCUGCUCCCUACCUGAGUUUAGGCAAAGACUCAGGGCCUCAUAAUCCGUGUGAAGACAGCGGCAUUUCGUUUUCCCCCGAAGAGAAGAUGAUUAGCUCAGACAGGUCCUCCACCGGCCCCUCCCCUGUCAACCCUCUGAUGAUGGUUCAUGAGUCUCACCUUACCUCCUCUAACCCAACAGAGCACUGGGAUUCACCGUUCCUCUCAUCUGAAGACAACUCCAAAGUCUCCAUGGAUUCCUUCACCAAGGACACAACACCCAUUAGCUCCUCCAAAUAUGAACCAGACGUUUGUGGCAACCAGUCUGAUGAAGAUGAAGACUUGAAUUAUGAGGUAAAGAAGAAUAAUAACCCGUUUGACGGAUAUUCCCCGCUAGCCGACAGUGGCUACUCCCAUUUUGGAGAACCGAAGUCUGACACCAAGAUGUCAGAGAGUCCCACACCAGAUCUGGUCCAGUACAGGCAGACUGGAGAGUCCCAGGAGAACCAACCAUCCAUCCUAGACGGGGGAAAACUUUUCGAGAGCACUAAGACGGCCAGUGAAGCCCUCUUGGAGUCAAUGAACCAGUUCUCAUCUGGUCUGAAAGAAGAUGAUGAGGAAGAAGAUGAAGAGGAUUCUGCUUUGCCACCGUCGCUUCCAGACAUCCUGAAGUCUUCCCCUCUCAACCCUGACAAAGUGGACUCUGGCUCUUCUGAGGGAAGUCCGGAGGAGCAGAGCCCCAUCCUGGAACGCCGGAUGAUGGAGUCGCCCAACCCUCCGAUCAACCUAUCUGCGAACAACCCGUUUGCUUUUGAUACCAAAGUGUCUCUCCUGAAGGAGAUGACCGAGGAGAUGGAGGCGAGAUCUGCAGAUGGUACAACCGUUGAAGACAGCAAAAACUUUGGAGCCUUUGAUCUGGUCAAGGAGGCUGAGGAGACCACACCGCCGAAGGUCAAAGCAGAGGAACCUGUCCAGAUUGAGCAGAAAGACUGGUUCUCCAGCAACGAUUCUCCCAAAAGGCCUGAAAGGUUUGAACCGCUUGACUUUCAGAGCAAGAAGACCACCACCGAAGAUUCAGACUCUGAGUCUCCGACCGCAGAUUCCCUGUCGCCUGUUCUGGAGGCCAUGGCCAAGAACCCUGCCAGCUUCCAGAUAGAAAUUGAGAAGAAAGACCUGAAGAUGGAGCUGGAGGAGCCGGAGGUUGCUGAGGAGGUGUCUGAGCACGAGGUCUCCUCAGAGGAGUUUGAGUUCAUUGAGCGACCGCCCCGAGGUGUGAUCGAUGAGUUCCUCGAGGCUCUGGACCCCUCCAAGUUCUCAUCCCCGAAGCCUCCAGAGAUCCCCCUGGAUGAUGACCUCGGCUUCAGCCUGAAGGACACGCCUGCCAUCACGGUUCCUGAGCCAGAAGCCCUUAGCCAGAGCUCCUACCACCUCCUCACCCAGGCCUCAACACAGAAGACCAAGGCCGAGCUGGAGACGCCCCCGAGCCAGGCGCCACCCGCCCGCCUGCCGGCCGGGAACCCCGAGCAGCCGGCCCCCCAGAGGAGCGCCGCGGGCAGCAAACUGUUUAAGAUGCCAAACCUGAACAUAAGAGCAGUGGUGGAGCUGGUGUACUGGCGCGACGUGAAGACGACGGGCGUUGUGUUCGGCGCGGCGCUGCUGCUGCUGCUGUCGCUCAGCGUCUGCAGCAUCGUCAGCGUCUGCUCCUACAUCGGCCUGGCGCUGCUGUCCGUCACCAUCUGCUUCCGGAUAUACAAGGGCAUCCUGCAGGCCAUCCAGAAGUCCGACGAGGGACACCCCUUCAAGCUGUACCUGGACCAGGAGGUGGCGCUGUCCGCGGACCUGGCCCACAAGUACAGCGACGUAAUUCUGGAGAAGCUGAACUGGACCAUCGAGGAGCUGAGGCGUCUGUUCCUGGUGGAGGACCUGGUGGACUCCAUCAAGUUUGCGAUUCUGAUGUGGAUCCUGACCUACAUUGGCGCCUUGUUCAACGGACUCACUCUGCUGAUCCUCGGUCUGGUCGGAGCGUUCAGCUGCCCAAUCAUCUAUGAGAAACACCAGGCUCAGAUCGAUCACUACCUGGCGCUGGUCACCAACCAGGUCAAGGAUAUUGUGGAAAAGAUUCAGGAAAAGGUUCCCGGACUGAAGCGUAAGGCGGAGUGAAAGAACGGGAGGUCAAAGGUCGGAUUCAGGAAGUCCUGAUGGGAAGGGGAGGGGGGCUGGAGGAAACGAAAUGAAGGAGGAAGAGGAGGGUGAGGGGGGUAAUGAAGGAGGAAGAGGAGGAUCAGGUGGGCGCUGCCCUUAAUGAUGUAUUUGUCAGAUUAUUAAACUUUUUAUUUUAUUUUUUUUCCAUUUCAGAAUUCCUUAUUUUGUGUUUCUGAGAAUCGUUCAGUGGCUUUGAUGAUGAUGAUGAUGAUCAUCAUCUCUGUUUUAUUUCUGUGAACCAAUCAGAGUCUCGGAAACAUUUUAAAGCUGGUUGGCCCCGCCCCCUUCCCCUCAGCCUGUCACAGGCAGCAGGUUGGGGAGGGGCUGCUGUGAGGAAGAGGAGGGGCCUGCACUAAACCCUUCAUCGCUGCUCGGUAGCUGUAGAACCAUGUAGAACAAUCCAUUACCCUGUUAGAUCAUCGUCAUCCCGCUGUCUCCUAGGAAACGGCCGGGCGUUUCCCUCCGCCAGGUGUUGUUUCCAGGUGAGGUGGGCGGAGCUUAAAGCGUCUGUUUGUUCUGCUUCUUUAAUCGUGAAUGAUAAACUUCUUCUUCUUCUUCACCUGUGCUGAUUAAACUCCGCUGGAGUCGUGUUGUGGAAUGCAUUGUGAGAUGUAAACAGUUAUCAAUAAAGCUUCUAGACAAACUACCAGAACCA